Messenger RNA from Acytostelium subglobosum LB1, 9501 nucleotides. RefSeq lists its product as hypothetical. NCBI's taxonomy places the organism in Eukaryota, Evosea, Eumycetozoa, Acytosteliales, Acytosteliaceae. Gene Ontology annotation, cellular component: membrane; cytosol. Gene Ontology annotation, biological process: intracellular protein localization. The transcript is spliced from 7 exons. The coding region runs from base 1 to 9501 and encodes 3166 amino acids. The record is from RefSeq and is a predicted model, not a curated record. Gene Ontology annotation, molecular function: protein kinase binding.
AUGAUCAAGUUUGGAGCAGCCAGGAUAAAGACUGGUGGCACAGGCGUAGAUGAUAAUCAACAGGCAGCAGACUUGCAUGAUGAGACAAAUUGGCGAUCCUCAGCAGGUCCCUCCAAAGCAGAUGACCUCUGGAGAUUGUUCAGAGCAUCACUCGACUCACCAAAGUCACCUCAACAACAACAAACAUCUGAACAACACUUGAAGAGAGUGGUCAGCCACUUCCAUCCACAGUACGAUAUAUGGAAUAUAGAGAUGAAUGCAAAUAGCUUUGAGAUGAAGACAAUGGCGUUGAAGAUCAAGUCCACACCGAUAUUGGAUAUUCAAUCACUUCAAUUCGUCUCGUCACAAUUGUGCACGUUCGUGAUGAGCCUCUCAGUGGCACUGACUGACGACUCCACACCCAUGCCCACCGACGGCAUCUACCUGAUGGCGCUCAUCAACAUAUUGUCGCGAUCACAACUCAACAACGCCCUGCUGCUGCAGGAGAACGCGCUCACACACCCAUUCCAGGCCGCGCGACUGGCCACCCUCAAGCUCUCGUCCAUCAAGGACACGGUCGCAGGCGGCACCUUCCGCAAGUGGUGGCCAUACCUUCGCCUGCUUCUCGGCCACUUUUGCAACUUUGUGUCCAACUUCUCACAUGAUCGCGCAGGCUGGCUGCGCUCCAUCCGACACAGCUUCGAUCUCACCACACUGGCCAGCAGCAACGACGACGUGUUGGGCGCACCAUCCUCGCCAAACAUCUACUCACUGCUCCAGCUCUACAAGCUGGGCGUCGUCGGCAUCCUGCUCGACUGCAUCCAGUUCUACAACGAGAACUUGGGCGCAGUAUGCGCGUCCGACAGCGGUUCGGCCAACUUCCGAUACCUACUGGUGGAUGCACUUGGCUGUCUAGUAUUCUCAAGCAACAAGCAACAUUGUAAAUUAAAGGAGUCUGGCGCUGAGAUGAAGAUCCUGCUCGGUGGCAUCUGUGGCGGACAACGUGGCGGCAACAGGCACUCAACCGAGCUUCAAAGUUUCAACACCGAGUUCCAAUUCCAACUGCACAUGCUUCGAGCAAUCAGAGAGUUAAUUGACAAUAAUGUAGAGAAUGCAAGAUGGUUCAUCAAUCUAAAGGGAUUCAAAGUGAUCAAACAGUUUAUAUUGUGGACGGUGGAAUGUUUCCAGGCAGAGUCACAUGGAUGUACAGAUGAGAUGGUACAGAAACAAGCAAACAACACCGCAGCCGCCACCGCAGCCACAUCGCAACAACAAUCCAACAACAACAACAACAACAACAAGUCUGAUGCCGUGCGCACACCAACACCACUCAAGCGCAAUAGGAUACCUCAACUGGUGCAGCUGUUUGACGUGCUGCACAAGCUCACGUUCUCCUCAAUUCCCCUGGUCAUACCAACAUCCCCACAUGGUGCCAACAAAGAGAUAUCAACAUCGACAUCACUUCAACAAUCAUCACUCCCAAGCUCACUUUCCAGCACGACCCCAUCGUCAGGCGAUACGAUCGUCUUGGUGGGAGCAUCAACAUCACCCAUGCUGUUGUCCAACAGUUUGGGCUCUGGACUGGGCGGGUCAAGCCCCUCCCUCCUCUCAAGCCUUGGCAACAACACGCUUGAGGACAUCAACUCGAUGACCAACAAGAAACAUGUAAAUACCCAAUUGAUCAAGAUACUACUGGUGAGCUUGUUCAAGGCCAAGACCAGAAGUGACAACUUAGAGCUGCAACUGUCCAUCCUGGAGUACCUCUGCAGCAUCGUCAACGAGCACAGCGACACAUUGGAGGUGUUGAGAAAGCAUCUCAUCUACAAGCUACUGCUCACAUCCAAUCACUUCUAUCCCUGCAGCAAUGACAACAAUAAUGACAACAACAACAACACCAGUGUACAGGCUCAACGAAGACAAUACCUUAGCGAUGGACUUAGGACUGACACAAUGAACACUGUUCAAUUCUUGGCGACAUUGGACCAGCGCGACAAUUGUGAAGAGAUUGGCGCGAUCUUGGAUCUACUCAAGGCACAUGCCAGUCAACCGGCAAUCAUAGUGGAUGCAUGCCAGAUGUUGAUCAACAUCACCAAGCGCAAUCCCAAGACAAUCAAGGCCCUGCUUUCACAAGGUAUCUUUGAGCAAUUGGCCAACUUUGUCCAGCAGCUACUGGACAAGGCUGUCGACAGCGAAACAGAGUCGCAGCAACAACUGGCCAUGCGUGCACGCAACAUGGUGCUGAGCUAUCUGGGCCAACUCAUCGUGAAUGAGGAGAUGUCGCAUCAGGCAUUGGUGGACCGCACACUCAUCACAACAUUGUUCAACAUCCUGCAACAUCCCGAGCUGAAACAGUAUGCACUCACGCUCAUACUCUUCCUCAUGAAGCUGAGUCCCGAGGGCGAGCAUGACCUCAACGAGAUCUACACGACAUUCGCCAAUCAGCUGUCCAACUUCAAGGAUGAUGGUAGUAUCGUGCCAAACACCAAGAACAAGCUGUCGCCCGAGUACUCGAUGGAGGUCAAGUUGUCGCUGCUGGACAUCAUCCGCCAGGUGAUCAAGGGCAACCCCAAGAAGCAGUACCAGUUCAAGAAGUUCCACAUGUUUGCCAAGGUUGCCAACCUUGUGAACGUGGGCGCCACCGCCAGCGACACGCCCAACUCAAUGGCCAACCUGACCACGCUCUCACACUCGGUGCUGCGCACGAUUGUCAUGAUGAUGGCCAAGAGUGCCAAGAUCAAGCGACACUUUAUCAAAAGAAUUGGAUACGAUUCGCUCAAGAACAUCAUACUCAAGUCUGAGCCGGUGAUCUCAUCGAUCACACUCAACAUCCUGCUGGACAUGGUCGUCGACAAUGAGUUUGAUCGUGAGGAGAACUACUUCAUCCAUAACAUCGAUGCGCUGUUGCUCAUCAUCCACCUGCUACAUCACUUCCCACUGGACCUACAGCGCCAUGCACUCGACACAAUCACACACAUCGUCCAAAAGUGCACGACUAACCAACUGAUAUGCUGCAACUGCCAUCUGAUAUACCAUCUGCUGUGUGCGAUCGAUGCCAUUAGCGGGUCAGCGCAGCAGCCCCCCAUGGACAUCACCUCCAAGAUCCUGCACCUCGUCCAAACACUUGGUCUGCACAGUGUCAAUGUGCGUGAGCUCAAGAAGCUGUUCCGCCUGCUCAAGAGUGAUGGCACGGGCGGACGACGCCUGUCCACCACCUCAGUCCUACUGUCUACCCUGCAGAACAUUGCAGUGUCACGCAAUCCUGGCCCACAAGUAUACUUUGACUUUGAUGGCAAGUCUUCAUUCAUCAGUCUGCCUACAUUCGAGAAGUGGCCCUUCACCAAGGGCUUUACGUUCUGCACUUGGCUACGUGUCGAGUCCUUUGUCGAUCCGACUGGCGCGCCAGAGUACAAGCCGCGACUGAUAAGUCUGCUCAGCGAUACGGGAAGCGGCGUCGAGGCGUUGUUCAUCUACCAACAGCUCCAGAUACAGAUGGUGACACCAGGCACCCCUCCCAAGCCCGUGCUGACCAACCCGCCCUCCCUGGAAGAGGGCAAGUGGUACUUCAUCAGCAUCGUCUACAUGACCAACUUGUUCAGCAGCGAGAUACGCGUGUAUAUUGACGGACAGCUGCGAUCAAAGGCCACAAUCAAGCUCACGGCCAACCUCUUGAGCGGCUCGAUCAGCAACUGCAGGAUUGGCAACAACGUGCGAUUGGACAACAAUGAGGCUGUGGCGCGUAGCAACCCACUCUACGGCCAGUUGGGCGCGCUAAACAUCUUUGACGAAACAUUGUCGCCAUCUCAGAUUCAAACAAUGUUCUCGCUAGGACCAAACUUUAGCGCCACUCUACAGGACAUUGAGGGUUUGGCAUCAAGUGGCGGUAGUGGCAAGAGUAGCCACGCACACACAGUCGAUCAAUCACUGACCAGUCGGCUGUUCCUCAGCUACAAUUGUCGCGCUAUCGAGGGCGAUCAAUGUCUGGACACGACGCCAAACAUUGGAGCCGAUCGCCACUUUGACGGCACACUUCACUCCGUGCACCCAUGCGUGUCACGUGACAUCAAGGACAUCAUCUAUUGUCUUGGCGGCAUCAAGGUGUUGUUCCCACUGCUGCCACAGAUGAACCAACAGUUGCUUCAGCAGCAGCCAGAGAACGCCACCGACACAGCCAACAAGCUGAUCAUUCAGAUACUGGGACUGUUCCGCGACAUGUUGCGCGGCAGCGAGGCCAACCAGGAGGAGAUGUUGCGCUGCAACGGUAUGCCCGUGCUGGCGUACCUCCUCCAGAUGCUGCCACCCGAGUACAUCACCACUGGAGUACUCACCAUCUUUGUUGACAUGGGCAACCAGAUCUCUGAGCCCAGCCUCGUUGAGGAGGUGUACCGCCUGUUGCUGGACUUUAGGCUGUGGAUCAAGACCAAGGUCGAGGUGCAGAAGAGUCUGCUUGUGAUGCUCAAGCAGAUACUCAUUGAUAAGAUCGAUCAACUCGAGGAGAUAUUCACAGUGCAGGCCAUGAUCGACCUCAUUGCCAACUUCUAUUGGAGCGAGUUCCACGAGACGAGCAAAGUGCUCAACACCAAGGACAAGCGGCCAUCGCCACAAGAGAUGUCUGAGCUCAGAUACUUGAUCUUUGACAUUGUGCACCUACUGGUGCGCAACCCUACGCCCGCCGAGGUGGCCACCAUCCUGCGCUUCGCCGUUUACACAUUGGACGUGGGUCAGGCUGUCGACACACUGGCAUUCAUCUUUGAUCUGAUCGCCAAGGCCAACAAGUACCAGCCAUUCUUUGACGAGAUGGAUCGAUUGGGCAGCACAGACAUCUUCCUCACACUCUUGUCUCGCAAGGAUGAGUCUGUCCGUGUGGCUGCGCUCCAACUCAUCGCCAAGUUGCACCUUAUACCUAUGCAGCCGGUCAGUAGUGGCGGCGCCUUUGGUGGAGGUGGCGGCGGUCUAGGCUCAGGCAUCAGUCUGAUGCCAAUGAUUGGCAGUGCCUCACCCAACAAGACGUUGAAGCGCAAGGCCAAGUCCAUCUUCCAGGACUCGGUGAUCAUAGCCCGAUCCCUCCACAUGUUCCCACUCACCGAGUUCACAUAUGGUCACCUUCUAGCGUUUGCACUGGGCUCAGACAAUGGAGACAUUGGAUUCAAUCUCAAUGUGAUCAAGUUGGAGAAUCUGAUGGUGGAGUCUAUCACAGACAUUGUAUUCCCAGAGGUAAUGAGUUGUAUUCUCAAGCUACUGCCUGUGGCAGAGUCCGUCCAACUGCUACUCCUCAUUCUCCAGAACAUCAAACUAUUGAUUGGGCACAGUGCAGCCAAUCGAAACACCUUCCUCCAAAUCGACAAAUGGCCCGACUUACUCUUUGCUGUGCUCAACGACACUGAGAUCAAGGACAAUCCACAAUACGGCAAUGUAACAGAGCUAACAUUGGACAUUAUGAAGAUAUUGGCGAUUCAUGCAUUGAAUGAUGUGAAGGGAUACAAGAAGUUGGAGUUGAUAUUGUCAUCGCUCAGACCUUAUGCAGAGCGUGGAGUAUUGGACUACCAUAUGUUGACUAGAUCAUUGCUCAAUGGUAUCGCAUGCUCAAUCAGAUCUGAAGCACUACGCGACAAGGACUCUAGCCUACACGAUCGCUCCAAGCGGCUGUCUGAGAACUUGGUCCACUUGCUCCUGCUCACUGAGGAGUUCAUCUUUUACUCUCCACUCGAUGACCUCAACCCACUGGUCAGCUCAUUCGCCAUCGUCGACUUGAUGGCCCUCGAGACAAAGUCUGUGGCUGAUAUCCUGGCAGCACCACCCCCCGACGCUGGCCCCGCCAGCAUCUACAGCAAGACACAUGAGAAGAAUGAUCGCUGGACUGAUUAUCAACUGGCCACAGACGUGCUCGAGAUGGUGGAGGCACUCAAGAUGUUGACUCUGCCAAAGUCCUCGGGCAAUGACAGUAACAACCUGCAGACUGGCAAGCCACAGCUCUACCAGAGCCACCAACAGCGUGUCAUCCAUCGACUGUUCCUCGAGGUGAUCCGCGAGUGUUACCGACGUGCCGAGCCCGUCAACGUCACGCACAACUGUCUGUUCAAGUAUCGCACGGUAAUGGAGAAGGACCUGCACUCCAAGUCGGACGACUCCAACCUGCGUUGCGCAUACGCGUUGUCCAAGCUGAUCCGUGCCAUGCAGAUUGCCACGCACAACAACAGUGUGGCGCACCAAAAGAUGUUGGUGGCGCCCAUCAAGGAGCUAGUGCGCAAGCUUCACUCACUACUCACAGCGCACCUGCUGCACAAACAGGUGAGUGGCAGCGCGACCAAGGUGACACAGAGCCAGCAGUCCGAGUAUGAAGGUGAGAUUGGCCGCUGGGUCUCUGAGAUUUCAGACUCGACGCGCUCAGAUGACUUCUGGUCCACGGUCACAAGCAACCCGCGCUGGACCCAGCUCUGUGAUCACAUUCACGACAUGGCAGGCCAGAUUGUGGGCGAGGACAAGGCACUUUCAAUCAAGAUUGAGUCGCGCAGGAAGAAGCGCGCCAAGAACCUGCAGCUGAUUGAUGAUCGCGAGGCUGAGAUCUUCUCUGGUGCAGAGAAGAAGGCUGACGCCGACCUCAAGAACAUCGACAAGACAUUGUUGUUCCCCGAGCGCGACAGACGCAUUGCCCUGUUGAACGGCCUCCAACUGACCGUGUACGAGACUGCCGCCCAUUGGCGCCGCAUCCUUCGUUCUCUGACCAAUGAGCGCGGUCCUUGGGGCACGACCGAGUCGGUUGUACACUGGAAGAUGGACAAGACCGAGAACAAAUCACGAAUGAGACGCAAGCUCAAGAGGAACUACUCAUUCGACGAGCACGCCAACUGCACCAUGGACGAUGUCAGCAUGAUGGCGGCGGCACGCGAUAACUCGAGCGAUGGCAGUGGCACAGAGUCGACGGCACUAACCAACCUCAAGGGCCUCAAACCGGUGCCCAGCAACAAGGACGACAUUGUCGACGACUGGGCCGUGCUAUGCGACUAUGACAACCUGCUUGACGACCCGAUUGUGUCACUGUCCACCACUCUCAGUUCGGUGCCCAACAGUCCCGCGCUCAACAGCUCCACCGCAGCCAGCACAAACAAGGAGAAGAUCGUCUAUAGCACGCAAUGCGACCUCGUCACACCAAAGAGUGUGUACAAGGGUCGUCUGGAUAUCACAUCGAUGCGAAUCACCUUCACUCAGGAGUUUGAUGAAGGUGCUCCGGGAGUGGUGGCCACAUCAAGCCCCAAUCCAGAGCCCAAGAUCAAGUCAUGGAACUGCGAGCACAUCAAGGACAUUCAGCUCAGACGAUACUUGCUGCGAGGCAGCGCCCUCGAGGUGUUCAUGCAGGAUCAGACGACAUUCUUCCUCAACUUUAAGAAGAAGGACAGGAACAAGGUGUACAGCAAGGUGAACUCGGUGCGAAGAGCGUACGCCAAGGACGUGCCGCCAACCCCCAACCCUGCCGACACACUCAAGAAGGCGACGAGCGAAUGGCAACAGCGCAGGAUGUCCAACUUUGACUAUUUGAUGCUGCUCAACACAAUUGCCGGUCGCACGUACAACGACCUCACACAGUAUCCCGUAUUCCCAUGGGUGUUGAACGACUACAAGUCUGCGACAAUCGACUUGUCCAACCCAGAGGUGUACCGAGACCUCAGCAGACCGAUUGGCGCGCUCAAUCCCAAGCGUCUGAGCAUCUUCCAGGAGCGCUACAGCUCGUUCGACGACCCACUCAUCCCCAAGUUCCACUAUGGCUCUCAUUACUCAAGCGCGGGCAUCGUGCUGCACUACCUGGUUCGCAUGGAACCCUACACCACACUGUUCUUGCAGCUCCAAGGCGGCAACUUUGAUCACCCCGACCGCAUGUUUGACUCGAUCGAGCUGGCCUACCGCAACUCACUGAACAGCACCACAGAUGUCAAGGAGCUCAUACCAGAGUUCUUCUACAUGCCCGAGUUCCUGACCAAUCACAACAACUUCAGCUUUGGUGCCAAACAGGACGGCCGUGUAAUUGGCGACGUGCUGUUGCCACCGUGGGCAGCCACUGCCCAGGACUUUGUUCGCAUCAAUCGCGAGGCUCUCGAGAGUGAGUAUGUCUCGCUGCACCUACAUGAGUGGAUCGACCUGAUCUUUGGAAUCAAGCAACGUGGACGCCAGGCCAUCGACGCAUGCAACGUGUUCUACUACCUCACAUACGAGGGCAGCGUCGACAUUGACUUGAUCGAAGACGAGUUCACCAGACGAGCGACUGAAUCCCAGAUCAACAACUUUGGCCAGACGCCCACGCAGCUGUUUGCAAAGAAGGCGCAUCCGGCUCGCGAACAACUGCAGGACGGUCAGCUGUCACUCUUCCGCACGCCACACAACAUGCAGUUCUUUGGCAUCAACAUUGCCAACAGACCGUUGGUGUAUAUCUCGAUACCCGAGCCAACGCACUUCAUGUCCUACCUGAGCGUGACGGAUCGCGUCACCACGAUCAAUCGAUCCCGAGUGCUCACCAGCCACAAGUGGUUCCCCAACACGCCUAACGAUCGCUCUCCAUUCACUCUGGAGCUUGAGCCUCCCUCAAACAACAAGCGACGCAUUGGCCUGCCAUUUGCAAACGAUGUGGUCAUCAAUCAGAAGUGCUUUGCCAUCACAAAUGAUGGCCGCUACACCAUCAGCUGUGGACAUUGGGACAACAGCUUCAAGCUGGCGCAUACAGACAGCGCCAAGCCAAUCCAGAGCGUAGUCAAGCACAAGGACAUUGUCACGUGUGUGGCGUGGUCGGACGAGGGCCAGACCCUGAUCACAGGCUCACGUGACACCACACUCAUGCUGUGGAACCUGAUUGCUCAUCGUGGAAGCAGUUCAACAUCACGCUUUGACAACGUGCCCACUCACAUCCUUUAUGGACACGAUGAUGAGAUCACCUGUGUGGACCUCAAUGUUGAGCUGGACAUUUGUCUCAGUGGCUCCAAGGAUGGCACAUGUAUCAUUCACAAUCUUGGUCGUGGAGAAUACGUACGAUCAAUCUGUCUUCCCAAGCAAUCAUCAGUCAAUCAAUGUAUAAUAUCCAAUCAAGGUCAUAUUGUUAUCUACUCACAGGAUGAUCUGAUGAUAUAUCUGUACAGCAUCAAUGGACAACUAUUGAGUUCGGUGGAGACACAUGGCAAGUUGAACAGUAUGAUUGUAAGCAAGGACUCUGAGUACUUGAUCACAGGAGGUGACAAAGGAACAGUUGUAAUCAGGACAUUGUAUAAUCUGAAGUUUGCUUAUAAGCUCAGCUUUGAUUCUGCCAUUCACUCAUUGGCAAUGUCAAAUGACCAGAGACACCUGAUGGUUGGCCUUGAGGAUGGUAGACUGCUAAUCAUUGCCUCAGUAGUUGGUAACAACAACAAUUCCACAGUUGUCUCAAGUUCAAUUAGUAGUAUCCUAUCCACCUCAUUACCAUCUUCCACCUCCACCUCAACCAUUGCCAAGACAUCUCAACAAACGACUCAGCAACAACAACAGCCUCCUCCUCCUUCUCCCCAAUAA